AUGGCUGUUUCUGAGCGGAAGCCUCUACCCUUCAUCGCGAACUUCACCGCGGGUGCCAUCGCUGGUAUUUCCGAGAUUCUCAUAUUUUAUCCGCUCGAUGUCGUGAAGACGCGCAUGCAGUUGGAGACGGGCAAGGCCAAACACGGGUUAUUGGGCAGCUUCCAAUCAAUCAUUAAGGAAGAAGGAUUUGGGAAGUUGUAUAGAGGACUCGUUCCUCCGCUACUGCUAGAAGCACCUAAGCGUGCUACGAAAUUUGCCUCCAACGAAUUUUGGGGCAAGACAUACAUGCAGUUGGCUGGUGCAGCUAAUAUGACGCAACAGUUGUCGAUCUUAACCGGUUGCAGUGCUGGUGCAACUGAAAGUUUCGUCGUCGUUCCUUUCGAACUUGUGAAGAUCAAGCUUCAGGAUAAGACAAGUCCAUACGCCGGUCCUAUGGAUGUCGUGAAACAGAUUGUCAGAAAGGACGGUCUACUUGGUCUGUACGCCGGUAUGGAAGCCACAUUUUGGAGGCAUGUGUGGUGGAACGGCGGGUACUUCGGUAGCAUUUUCCAGGUUCGGUCACUACUGCCCAAGCCCGAAACUAAGCAGGCCCGACUCGCGAACGAUCUUGUCGCAGGAACAGUCGGUGGAUUUAUUGGAACCGCGAUAAACACGCCGUUUGAUGUUGUAAAGUCUCGCAUACAGGGAGCCACAAAGGCGCCCGGAGUGGUACCGAAAUACAACUGGACGUAUCCUGCUUUGGUAACGAUAUUCCGAGAGGAGGGCGCGUCUGCGUUGUAUAAGGGCUUCGUGCCGAAGGUGCUCCGUCUCGCUCCUGGUGGCGGUGUACUUUUACUGGUGGUAGAAUUCACUCUUGGCCUUUUCCGUCAAGCUCUUGGUCCACCAUAUAUCUAG
Sparassis crispa is the source of this 894-nucleotide messenger RNA. RefSeq names its product Mitochondrial 2-oxodicarboxylate carrier 2. The record is from RefSeq and is a predicted model, not a curated record. NCBI's taxonomy places the organism in Eukaryota, Fungi, Basidiomycota, Agaricomycetes, Polyporales, Sparassidaceae. The transcript has 14 exons. The coding region runs from base 1 to 894 and encodes 297 amino acids.